Messenger RNA from Insectozyma verbasci, 1239 nucleotides. NCBI's taxonomy places the organism in Eukaryota, Fungi, Ascomycota, Pichiomycetes, Serinales, Debaryomycetaceae. The record is from the annotation of a GenBank genome assembly.
AUGAACUUUGAUGAAAUACCAAUUAUUAAUGAUAUAGAAACAGAUGAUGAUGUAAGGGAGAAAUUAAAAGAAUUAAAUCAACCAAUUGUUCUACCUAAUGAAACAAAUGAAGAUAGAAAACAAAGAUUAAUAAAUUUAUUACAAGAUGAGGAAGAUGAAGAUAUGGAAUCCGAUGAAGAAGAAGAAGAAUUUUAUACACCAGGUACACCAGAAUUACAAGAUAUACGGUUAAAGAUUUUAAAAUAUUCAUUACAAAAAUCAAAUGAAAGACUAAACAACACAAAGAAAUUAGUUAAAACUUUUGAUAAUAUUUCAUAUUUAAAACAUCGAAGGGCCAUAAUUGAACAUUAUAAAAAAUUUGAAUUAUAUGGAUCUCAAACUAUACCAGGUAAUACAAGAGCUUUAGGGAGUGUUACGUUCAAUCCUAAAUGUGACUCAAUUGCUGUUGGUUCAUGGGAUGGUUCAAUAAGUAUAUUAGAUGCUUCAACAUUGGAAAUAAAACAAUCGCAUCGCAAUUUUCAUACAGAAAAAGUUACAUUAGAUUUUGGUGAUAUAUUAGUAUCUGGUGGUAAUGAAGGUACAAUCAUUUUAUGGAAUGACUCAAAACCAACACCGAUUAAACAAGCUCAUUCGAAUAGAAUAACAAGUUUGAAAUUACACCAUUUAAAUUACUUAUUAUCUACUUCAUUUGAUCAAACAUGGAAGUUUUGGGAUCUUACAAAACAAACAGAGGUAUGUCAACAAGAGGGUCAUUCUAAAGAAAUAUUCACCAGUUCUUUACAUCCCGAUGGAUCAAUUUUCACAACUUCUGGAUUAGAUGGUAUUAUUAAAAUUUGGGAUUUAAGAUCAGGUCGAUUAUUAACGAAUUUAAUUGGACAUUCCAAACCUGUAUACUCAUUAGAUUGGUCAAAUAAUGGAAAUUAUUUAGCUUCAGGUUCUGGUGAUUGUUCAAUUAAAAUAUGGGAUUUUAGACAAUUGAAUAGAUCAAAUGAAGAAAUUUAUACAAUACCUGCUCAUACUAAAUUGGUAUCAGAUUUAAAAUUUAGUAAUGAUGGAAAUACAUUAAUUAGUAGUUCAUAUGAUGAAUGUAUUAAUAUAUGGUCAGUUAAUAAUUGGAUUAAAAUCAAACUGUUAAAAGGGCAUAAUGAUAAAGUAAUGAAUAUAGAUAUAAAUAAUGAAGAGUCAAGUAUUAUAAGUUCUGGAUGGGAAAGAACUAUUAAAUUAUGGAAAAUUGAAUAA